Messenger RNA from Helianthus annuus (common sunflower), 1640 nucleotides. Its product is annotated as protein EMSY-LIKE 1. The transcript is spliced from 9 exons. The record is from RefSeq and is a predicted model, not a curated record. Bases 178 to 1347 code for a protein of 389 amino acids. NCBI's taxonomy places the organism in Eukaryota, Viridiplantae, Streptophyta, Magnoliopsida, Asterales, Asteraceae. Gene Ontology annotation, biological process: defense response to fungus.
CAACAUCCAAUCCCCUCUAUUUAAACCCCCCAAUUGUUCACCAUUUUCAAACCCCCAAUUUCAUGCCUAACCUCUUCUUCUUCUUCUUCACUCAGAUUCCACCACUAAACUCUUCACACCUUUUUCUAGGGCUCCUUCUUUUCCAUUAAGAUCCGGGUUCCUGGAUACACUUUUAAAAUGAUGCAGCAUGAGAUGGAGUCGCAGAUUCAUUACCUUGAGCAAAUAGCUUACAGUUCGGUGCUACGAGCUUUCAAAGCACAGUCUGAUGCCCUUUCAUGGGAAAAGGAAGGAUUAAUAACAGAGCUUCGAAAAGAGCUGCGAGUUUCUGAUGACGAGCAUAGAGAAUUGCUCUCAAAGGUAAACACCGAUGACAUCAUCAUAAGGAUCAGGGAAUGGAGGACUUCUGGUGGGACCCGCAGUGCAAUGAUUAACGUUCCUCAAUCUAUCCACGACCCGAUUCCACUGAGUCCAACUGUUUCAGCCUCUAGGAAGAGGCAAAAGACGUCUAUGCCCCUGUCUUUACCUACUCAGUCUUUUCCUGGCUUGGGAAGUGGAAUUCAAACUCCUAAACCCUCCCCAAGGUACCCCUUAAUGGGUCGAACCCCACGCGGAAUGCUUUCGAAUCAUGGUUCUGCUGUUAUCCCUUACACGAAUGAAACAAGUGAUGUCGGUACAAAGGAUCCAUUGAUUGGGAAGAAACUAAGAACUAGAUGGCCCGAUGACAAUAGCUUUUAUGAGGCUGUCAUUGUUGACUGCAAUACGCAGGGACGGCAUCGUUUGCUUUAUAAUAAAAAUACACCACAGGAAAGCUAUGAAUGGGUUAGUCUCAAGGAGAUUCCUCCAGAGGAUAUUCAAUGGAUAGGUGAGGAUCCGGGAUACCAUCAAGUUAGUCAUGGUGGGCCCCAUGGAUACAGUAAUCAAUUGAGCCAUGGAGGUGGAAGGGGUAGUAGAGGGAACUCGAAGGAACAAUCUAGAAAAGGAUACCCACCGCCCUUGCAGAACGGCGAUCAUAUGAAGGCUUCAGAUGAAAUAGAGAUACUUCACACCGACACUCUUAUAAAAGAGGUGGAAAAGGUGUUUGAUGCUACUCAUCCUGAUUUACUUGAGAUCGAAAAGGCAAAGAAAAUGCUCAGGGAACAUGAACGAGCACUGAUUGAUGUCAUUGCGAAGCUUGCUGAUGCAUCUGACAGCGAUAGCGGUGGAGAUCAACGAUUCAUGCAUGGGCAAGCAAUGGAUGGGGAAGUGGGAGCCCGGAGCCUAAUACAGUAUGGAAGCAAUCAGUAUGGUACGGGGAUGGGCAUGCGAGGAACUGAUAACCAAGCGGAGGAGUAUGUGGAUAUCAUCUAGUUGUUGCAUACUUGCGGAAUGAAACCGACCCCCUUUUCCACCUGUAAAGCUCGAUCUCUUCUAACUUUAAAAGAACAUAUCCAGAAUUAGGGUUUUAGUUUGGGUGCGGGAUUUUGUUUGUUGAAGAACAUUGAUUGUAUAGACGGUAUGGUACCAUAGAAGUAGAAGAAUCGCACAUACUACUAACAUUCAAAACUAUGGCGGCGUUGUAGGUCUCAGUUUCAUCAUGCUAGCUUUCUAUGUCUACAAUUCAUAAUAAUAUGUCCCAAAUGAUACAAAACAACUAGUCUUUC